CCAUUCAACACAUUAAAACCAAAGCAACAAGAAAAAAGGGAAAACAAUUUGUCAAAAUAACGAACAAGGAAAAUUAUUUCCUCUCUGCAUAACACCGAAUUCGUUUCUCCAUUUUACCAGAUCUGAUUUUUCCCUCACAAAAUCGUAGAAGGAAAUCGGUCUCUCGUUUCUUCAUCAUCCACGAAAUUCUCGAUCUCAGGCGACGGAGUACAAACCCUAAUUGGAGCUAUGUUUAGAUUGGAGCCGGAAAAGGUUAGGAAGCGACUUUGAUACCGCGUGGGAAUUAGAAUCGGAGAGGACGAGGUUUCUUGUCUGCUUCUCUCCGUUCACAUGGCAGACGCUCUGUCUGUAAUUCCCGCCUUUGUUCUUCGCAAUCUAUCCGACAAGCUUUAUGAGAAGCGAAAGAAUGCCGCUCUCGAGGUUGAGGGAAUUGUGAAGCAGCUGGCGGCUGCGGGGGAUCAUGAGAAGAUCUCUGCGGUGAUCAACUUGUUGACUACGGAAUUCACCUAUUCUCCCCAAGCAAAUCACCGUAAGGGAGGAUUGAUAGGGUUAGCUGCUGCUACUGUUGGGUUGACUAGUGAAGCAGCUCAACAUCUUGAGCAAAUUGUUCCACCUGUGCUUAAUUCAGGCUUAUUUAAUAUGCUAAGUGAUUCUAGUCAUGAGAUCAGGCAACAAGCUGAUUCGGCCCUUUCAGAGUUUCUCCAGGAGAUUAAGAAUUCUCCAUCUGUAGAUUAUGGUCGCAUGGCUGAAAUAUUGGUGCAGAGGGCAGCCUCUUCUGAUGAAUUUACCCGAUUAACAGCUAUCACAUGGAUAAAUGAGUUUGUAAAACUUGGUGGGGACCAACUUGUUCCUUAUUAUGCUGAUAUUCUGGGAGCCAUCUUACCAUGUAUAUCUGAUAAAGAAGAGAAAAUCAGAGUAGUUGCUCGCGAAACUAAUGAAGAACUUCGUUUAAUCAAGGCAGAUCCUGCGGAAGGAUUUGACGUUGGAGCCAUCCUCUCAAUUGCGAGGAGGGAAUUAUCUAGUGAAUGGGAGGCUACCCGAAUUGAGGCAUUGAAUUGGAUUUCUACCCUUUUAAACAGGCGGCGUAGUGAGGUGUUGAGUUUUCUGAAUGAUAUAUUUGAUACGCUUCUGAAAGCACUUUCAGAUCCUUCGGAUAAGGUGGUACUUCUAGUUCUUGAAGUUCAUGCAUGCAUAGCAAAAGAUCUGCAACACUUUCGGCAACUUGUGGUCUUCCUAGUACAUAACUUUCGAGUUGAUAAUUCUCUCCUAGAAAAGCGUGGUGCUUUGAUAAUCCGUCGACUUUGUGUCCUCUUAGAUGCUGAAAGAGUGUACAGAGAACUCUCAACAAUACUUGAAGGCGAAGCAGAUCUAGAUUUUGCGACUAUUAUGGUUCAGGCUCUAAAUUUGAUUUUACUUACUUCGUCUGAAUUAUCUGAGCUGCGAGAUCUCUUAAAGCAAUCAUUGGUUAAUCCUGCUGGAAAAGACUUAUUUGUAUCACUGUAUGCUUCGUGGUGCCAUUCACCUAUGGCAAUUAUAAGUCUUUGCUUACUAGCUCAGACGUACCAGCAUGCAAGUGUUGUUAUUCAGUCUUUGGUGGAGGAGGAUAUUAACGUCAAAUUCUUAGUUCAGCUGGAUAAAUUGAUUCGCUUGUUGGAAACCCCUAUCUUUGCAUAUCUUAGAUUGCAGCUUCUUGAACCUGGAAGAUAUAUAUGGUUGUUAAAGGCCCUGAAUGGCCUACUGAUGUUGCUUCCCCAGGUAGGCUCAAAUAAUAAUACUGCAUCUUGUAACACUCCAUCUUGUAGUUGGAUUGUGUUGGUGUAAUUAAAUAAUUUUAUAUUACAUGAAGCGCAGCUUUCUAACAUUCCAUUCCCCACUUUUUGAGUCAUCUGGAGAGAGAGAGACAGUGAUUUCUCUUGAGGGGAGUCUCAAGUCUGUUUCCCUUUUCCCAAGCCUAGAGAUCAUGGAUUCCAAAUUCUCUCUUUUUUGUUCGAGGGUCAUCCCAUCUUACAAGACAGGAUCUAGGGGGAUUUUAAGCCUUUUGACUAACUUGUGACCCAUUCUUUUAGACAUGGGUGGCACUCCUGUGCAUCUUAUUAAUAGGUCAAUACCAUUUUUCUUUUCCUUCUGGAAAAGAAAAAAAAUGUCCCAUGCAUUUCCUAACAGAAACAGUAUGUAAAGAAAAAUUUAUUAGAAACCUAUCAUCUUCUUAUCUAAUCUUGAUAUUAGCAAAUUGUCUAACAAAACAUAAGCAAAUAUGUUUUUAUAGUUUUUGGUUGUUUAGCUCCGUUACCAAUUAUCUUUUAUUGUUUUAGUUGACUACUAACAUUUUGGUUUUGAUAUAUUAGUCUAUGUUUUUAAUUUUUUUUCAACUAACACGUAAGAAAGUUAGCAAGCAGUUAAUCUAAUGCAAUGC
Molecule: messenger RNA, 2413 nt
Organism: Carica papaya (papaya)
Lineage: Eukaryota; Viridiplantae; Streptophyta; Magnoliopsida; Brassicales; Caricaceae
Source: RefSeq, a predicted model, not a curated record